Messenger RNA from Podospora pseudocomata, 1239 nucleotides. RefSeq lists its product as uncharacterized. NCBI's taxonomy places the organism in Eukaryota, Fungi, Ascomycota, Sordariomycetes, Sordariales, Podosporaceae. The transcript has 5 exons. Bases 1 to 1239 code for a protein of 412 amino acids. The record is from RefSeq and is a predicted model, not a curated record. Gene Ontology annotation, molecular function: oxidoreductase activity.
AUGUACGAGGGUAGGGUGGAAGAGGCAGUGCUGCUCCGAACUACACACCCCACCCAAGUCCAAAAGCGGCAAUACAUUUCCCUUGACCGGGAAGAACACAUCAGCAAAGAUGCUGCCUCCUGGUCCACGGCUCCCCUGCUGAACUUCUUGCUGCACUACACCCGCGAGACAGAAGAGAAGGGCCGUUAUUCUGAUCGCAUCAGCGGGCUCAAGGCCAUCGAUGUGCUCAACAAGGGGUACACGGAAGAGGAUCCCUUGCCUGACGAGAGCGAGGAACUUCGGCAGUCCCUUCUGCAGCUUUUUCGCGACGGUCCCGGGAAGGAAAAGGUUCCCAAAGGCACAUCUGUUACGAUCGUCGGUGCUGGUGUGUCCGGUCUCUGUGUUGGCUAUGAGCUGAAGAAGGCUGGCUUUGAUGUCACGAUCCUUGAGGCAUCCUCUCGUGUGGGAGGACGCGUUGUCACGUUCCGCGACCCAAUUUUUGCCCCUGGACUGCACGCGGAGGGAGGUGCUAUGCGCAUCCCUGGCAAUCACUUCCUCCUGCGAACCUACAUUGACAACUUCAAGAUUGGUGAGCUGUUCAACUUCGAAAUGCAGAACAAGUUCAUCUACUUGUCUGAGUACAGGGGUGGGACCACGUUGACAUACGACGACUUCAACGCCAAACUAAAGAGUCAUGAGCCUAAGCUGCUCAAGCUCUUUCCAUCGCUGAAGAAGUUGGCGGUGGUACCUGUCGUUGAAGACUUUCGCAAGGCCUACAAAAACGCCGAAGGCGAUGAGCCUUUCAAGAUCAAGACGGGUUACCAGGCCAUCACCAACCUCUACGACAAGUACACUCUGCGAUCUCCCGACGCCAUCAAGCUAUACGACCUAGGCAAUGCCCACGUAGUCUUCGAGAACGGCUUCAUCGAAUCUUUCAAAGACGCGUUCCUGUCCAGCAACUCCCAAGGCGCGCAAGUCGGCAUGCAGCAGCUCCAAGGCGGGAUGGAUCUCGUCCCCAAGGCGUUCAUCUCCCCUGAUCGCGGCGAGAACUCCCUCAUCGACAACAUCAUCUUCGGUGCCCGCGUCACUCACAUCACCGAUCCCAAGCCCUCUCCCAACCCCAAAAUCCCCAUGGCGCCCCAGAUCAAAAUCACAUACAAAACAACCGGCUCAAAGAAGCUCACGGUGGAGUCAGACUACCUCAUCCUCGCCAUCCCCAACACCGCCCUCUGUCACACGUCAACGAACCAACCACCGUGA